UUUAAAUGUCAUUUCUUGUAUCUACAGGUAGCUAUCUGAUUACAUAGUCUAUUGAUAUUAUUGAAUAUCCCAAAGCGACCGAAAAUAAUAAAAAUCCCCUUUACUAAAUAUACACCACGAUUUAUUUCCGUGAUGUUCUAGUAAUGGAGACGUUGUUUAUUAGACGUCACCAAGUUCGGAGAAGUACCACAACUCGACCUACGCAUGUUUGUCACAAUGGGGUCAUUUUUUAUCUUGCCAAUGCCUACCCUGACGCAGAAUAGUCUGUCUUUGGCAAGGUCCAAUUCGACAGACACAUAAUUUCACUUAAAGACAGAGAGUUUGGCGAAGAAAGAUUGUCACUACCUGAUAGACGAUUUUAACGUUUAUGAGACGCUUGGAUUGAGAUUCGAACCCAUUCUCCAUGGCCCCGAAAAAGAAUCAUUGCAUAAAACAACGCAUUAGUACGAUGGGAUUCGACUCAAGUCCGUCUGUUGUGUGGUUUGAUCCACAGAAAGGAGAAGAGAACUUUGCGCGACUAUGUCAGUUCUUAAUGACGAUCUGUGGCGACAUCCUGAGGGUGGUUUUAUCUCACCAUAUAAAACCUGGCGACCUGAGAUCAAAGUUAGACAUCAAUCUAUCCAAACUCCACAAAAUAACGAAUACACAGGAAAAGGAUUUACUAUACCCGCCGCAUUCUUCUACAACAAGUAGUCCACCAAUCAGAUCAAGAGAUCUAGAUUUAUCGUUACUUUAUAAGAUUCUGAGAAAUAUCUGCAAUAUUUCCAAACAUAGGGCUGGAUGGGGAAAUGCCCCAGUCUCGGGCGACUAUUGUGUAUCUGCUUGCAUAGAGAGGAUAAGACUCCUACGAAAUUCCAUAUCUGGUCAUUCAACGAAUGGAACAAUUGAUGACGUAGAGUUCGAAGAUUACUGGCGGGAAUUGAAAAGGUCCGUCAUGGAGAUUGAAAAUGAGGUCAUUGGAAGCGACAAGUAUGAAAGAGGAAUAGAUCAUUUACAUGACUGCGACUUAAACCCAACAAAAGCAAAGGAAUAUGUAGACCAGAUUCGCCGAAUUAGAGAGAGAAUCAACAUGGUUGAAAGUACAUGUAUUGAAAUUAAAGAAGAUAUGGACGCGAAAAGGGCUCAGUUGGAUAACGUCGAGAAAAGUGUGUCUGACAUGAAAGGUGAAAUCGUAGAAUUCCUCACAGCUGCCAAAAAUGAGAUACUGAGCGAAGUCAAAGAGAUAAAAGUACAGCAGAAAAUAAAAGAAUCCAAUAUGACAAAUACCGAUAGAACUCCAUCUGCAAAGUUCAAAGAUAUACAGAUUACAAGGACAACAACGAUCAAAUUUGAAAACAUGCUUUUUCUUAUCGAUAUGGGUCCAACAUUUAAUAGCAAAAUUUGGCUAGCAAUUCAAGUUACUGAAAUAAACAAAUCGUUGUAUCUUCUUAAUGACAGGAAUGUUAUCGAAAAAGUUGAUAUACCCGAUCAGUAUAUCCCACACUUGGCCGGUAUUACAACAAACGAGAAAGGAGAGGCUGUGUUUACGAGUUGUCAGUCAGUAAUGGCCGCUACGGAGGACGGAACGAUCUAUAAGUUAUUUGAGAUUCCGGUUACCAUUCCGUUCAUUCCCAUCAAUUCAAGGUUAUGUUUCCUUCAUUCUGGUAACUACAUAAUUCUAGCUAGAAGAUUCCCUAAUCUAGCUUUAUUUAUCCAUGAAUUCAGUAGGGAUGGUUUUCUAUUACGCGAAGUAAAAACGGGGAUAGAUCUUGAAGAUUCCUCUUGUCAUAUCAGACAAAAUCACAACGGAGAUAUUGUAAUUACUUGCAAUAAAUGUUUGAUUAUACUUGACGACGAUUUCCGUUUAAAACACAAAAUUCCAUUAGCAAGGCGUGCUGUGGUUAUUCCAUGCAUGAACAGUCGCAGUGACUUACUGUAUGGCCAUGGACAGACCAUAGACUUACUGAGGAGUAGUGGAGAAUUUGUCAAGACUCUCUAUACAGCACAGAAAGAAAAAGAAAUAAAACACGUUACCUGCAGUGUGGAUGGUACCGCCUGGAUUCUUUAUUAUUCUUGUGACGUGGAAAUUCUGAAAUUGGAAAUCUGAAGAGAGAAACUAUCCAUUUAGAAUGUGUGUUUUUUUCAUUUAGGAAUAGGAAAAUUGUGAAAUAAUAAAUUGGUGCCGAUAUA
Ostrea edulis (European flat oyster) is the source of this 2169-nucleotide messenger RNA. RefSeq lists its product as uncharacterized. The coding region runs from base 404 to 2086 and encodes 560 amino acids. The transcript is spliced from 8 exons. Lineage: Eukaryota; Metazoa; Mollusca; Bivalvia; Ostreida; Ostreidae. The record is from RefSeq and is a predicted model, not a curated record.